AUGAUAAUUAAUCACUUGAUUUUAAUUAUUGUUAUAAAAAAAAUAUAUUUUCAUAAUAUUCAUGCAGUAUUAAAAUUUUAAUCCCAAUUUGUGUUAAAGCAAAUUUAUUAUAGGUUGCCAAUAGCAUUUAACCUGAAAUAUUAAUAGUAGGACGAAGUAAAAAUUAAACAAUCUAUACGCAUACAUUUAGCUACAAAAAAAUAUUUCUGUUUAAAUCAAAUUUUACUUUAGAACAAGUAUUUUCAGAUUUUCUAGUUACAUAUUAAAAUAUUAUAAUACUAAUCUUAAAUUAAGACAUUUAAAUUAUAUCAUUAGAUUUCAAAAAUAAAAUGA
Molecule: messenger RNA, 333 nt
Organism: Paramecium pentaurelia
Lineage: Eukaryota; Ciliophora; Oligohymenophorea; Peniculida; Parameciidae
Source: the annotation of a GenBank genome assembly